Molecule: messenger RNA, 1506 nt
Organism: Gymnodraco acuticeps
Lineage: Eukaryota; Metazoa; Chordata; Actinopteri; Perciformes; Bathydraconidae
Product: coiled-coil domain-containing protein 30
Source: RefSeq, a predicted model, not a curated record
AUGGCAGAGGUACGCAAGUCCUUGGAGCAGAUCCGAUUCUUUACAGAUCACAAAGAUGUUUUGGCGCAUGAGAUAGAUGAAAACGAUCUCCUCAAGGACCAGAUGUAACGCCUAGUAUCCCUUCAAGAUUCCCAGAUUAGCGAGGUGGCUAAAAUGCUGUACCAGCAGGGUCUCACAGAGUUGAUUCACAGCAGCCCCAGUGAGCAGGUGGCCUACCUCCUGGUGGAGAGAGCCUCCUUACUGGAGACGAGCCAGGGUCCAAGCAAUCUGAUGGGUAAUGGAAACAUACCCAGCCCACUGGGGACCGAAACCCAGCCACUGAACACCAGGUUAGAUGAGUCUUUCCACAAGGGGGCAUCUCAUCACAGCCAGAGCCCAUGGAAGAGACUAUUUGGACUCCACAAAGCUGCUCAGAGCAAACAUACUUUUAUUCCUGCUGAGGCCAGACAUUUGGCAGGCAGUUUGGAGAGGGAGUGUUCCCAUCUGGAGCGGGACCUGGAGGAAGGGUCCCGCCGUCUGGCCAUGGCCCACAAUGAGAUCCGACACUUGACUGAUGAGCUGGAGUCUUCUCAUUUGACCCAAAGAGCUUAUGAGCCUGAGCUGCAGGCAGCCCAGCAGGAGAAAGAGCAACUCAGACAGGAAGUACAGAAACUGAAGAAAUAUGGCUCUGCCAUCUACUGGACUCUAUGGGUACUACCCUCUAUGCAAGCAUUCACCUACGUGGUAUCUCUGCAGAGCGAGGAGGAGCAGCAGCAGCAGCAGGGGAAAGUCAACCAGAGUGAUGAGUUAGCUAAAGAAACUAAAUUAAAUCAGAGCAAAGAGUUCUGCAGAGAUUUACAAGAUAAGCUCAGCACCCAGUCAAAAUGCCUUUUGGAGGAGUCAGAAAUACUUUCCCUCAAACAGCAGCUGGAAACAUCUAAAAAUGAACUGGAUAACCUUACUGCUACCGUCUGCACCAAAGAAAACCAUCUUCAGGAGCAAAAACUGGGUAAGCCAAAAGAGGCAGAUUCCCAGCACUCUGAAAACACUGACUGCCAGGUGAAAGAUGAUAAAGAACUACAGACACAACAACAGCUGCAGAAUAAGGAAAACACACUGCUUAAGGUAAUUUAUUCUAUAUUUGAAUUACCGGAAAAUGUUAAAAAACAUGAAAUUAAGGAAAAGCACAAGGUGAGACUGUGUCAGGCCAAACAGACAUGUGGUCAUGAAACCAUGUGGCGUGACGAGAAGAUAAAAAGUCUGGAGCGAGAGCUGUCCUUGUGUUCCCAUUCAGUAGCAAAGGAAAAGGAGCUCAUCACACGUAUUACUGUGGAGAAUGAGAAAUUGCUGGUGGAGAGGAGAAGGCUUUUAAAACAGCUAAACGAGGAGGAGCACAAAAAGAAAGACAGUUAUCUAACAGCUUCUUUGUCCAAAUGCAGAUAUGGAAAACAAGAAACUAGGAAACAGGAUACUCCACAUGACCAAUUAGUGGGCCUAUACUACGAAGCUGGUUCAACCUAACCUGGA